Aaosphaeria arxii CBS 175.79 is the source of this 1517-nucleotide messenger RNA. RefSeq lists its product as uncharacterized. NCBI's taxonomy places the organism in Eukaryota, Fungi, Ascomycota, Dothideomycetes, Pleosporales. The coding region runs from base 209 to 1363 and encodes 384 amino acids. The record is from RefSeq and is a predicted model, not a curated record. The transcript has 3 exons.
GUCGCUCGAUUCAGCCCCAGUUGGACGUUUGUGUUCCCUCUGCUUUGGUCGUCGUUAUUGAGGGUUCCCUAUCACUGAGGCCGACUCCAGAACAGAAUCUACACGCAACAGGCUUCAUAUUCUGGCACCCAUCCGAUGCACAUUCGACAUUUAAUGUAUCGGUAAUCGUUGGAGGAUAAAAUCAGCGACCUAGGCUGCUGCGGCAAAGAUGUCUACUAAUAACCCGUUCACCGAAAUCUACCGACAAUUAAAUCAACACCCUCCGGACCCAAAUGAGCCACUCCCGACGCUCCACAAGCCUGGUCCUAUCAUUGCAAUCACAGCUGUAUUUCAUAUUUUGUCAUGGCUAGCUGUAGCAUUUCGACUUUGGGUGCGAAGAGUUGGACGCGAAUAUGGAUUUGACGACGUCUUUGUCGUUUUCGCGGCUGCCUUCAAUUUAGCAUCUUUGAUCGGUUUUUAUGGAGGUCUCAGCGCCGGUAUGGGCAAACAUCUGCUCCUCAUUACCGAUCUCGAUGUCGACGCCGUAUUCAAGCAUAUGUACCUCCAGAACGCCGCCUAUCACACCACCUCGUUUUUCAUCAAGCUUUCGCUUCUCUGCCAAUAUCUACGCAUGUUCCAAGCAGGAAAACUCCGAAUGUUCACCAUCUUCCUUACUGCCGUGGUCACUUUAUGGGGCGCGGCUUUCUGCUUCAUGACAUGGUUCCCCUGCUUCCCCGUCGAUGGAUUCUGGAACCGCGAUCGCGAUCCGCCGGCAAAGUGCUACGCCUUUGGAUGGGCUGAUUUGAAGGGCGCGAUGGUCUCUUUCCUGGCCUUCUCCGCGAGCAACAUGGUCCUCGACGUCAUCAUUUUCUUCCUACCGCUAUUCAAAUACCUCAAGAAGGGUCUAUCGCGGAGAGAAUACAUGGCACAGACGGCACUUUUCCUCCUCGCAUCCCUGGUCAUUAUCUUCGCUAGUCUACGAUUUUCGACAGUUGCAAAGCGCGACGCGUCGAAUGUCGAGACCAUGGACUUCACAUGGUGGUCUCCCUCGAUGAUCAUCCUUUCCUGUCUGGAGGUCGACUUCGCGAUCAUGGCCUGUUCGAUGCCCAUCUUCUGGCCUGCUUUCGUUUCCCACCUUCAACAAACCUUUGGCAUUUUCGUCACACAGGAAGUCCACGUUACCACGCACCAACGCCUCGAGGACAACAACUACGAGAUGGAACAGCGCAGCGUCAAGUCGAUGAACAGCCAGGAGGGUCUGACGCACAAGGGCAGCUACUCCACCAUGGCGAAAACAAACUACAACGAUCCGUUCGUGGUGGACCAUGUAACGGGCAAGGUGCCCGUAGUGACGGAGGUAGCGACGAAUGGCAAAAGGAGGUAGCAAUAGCCCCCAGCAAGAAAAAGAAAAGAGAAAAUGAACUUAAAAAAAAGAAAAGACAAGACCUCCCCAUGUGUUCUAUCAGCGUUGCAUCCGGCGGCUUUCUUCCAUUUCUUAUUGAUUGAUACCCUAUAGAGAGAUUUAUCUACCUUCACGG